This is a messenger RNA of Anopheles coluzzii, 11303 nucleotides long. RefSeq lists its product as uncharacterized. Gene Ontology annotation, molecular function: nucleic acid binding. The transcript is spliced from 2 exons. Gene Ontology annotation, cellular component: cytosol; ESCRT I complex. Gene Ontology annotation, biological process: virus maturation; DNA integration; viral budding. The coding region runs from base 8540 to 10357 and encodes 605 amino acids. NCBI's taxonomy places the organism in Eukaryota, Metazoa, Arthropoda, Insecta, Diptera, Culicidae. The record is from RefSeq and is a predicted model, not a curated record.
AGAUGCGUGAGGGAUUGCACGCCAUACAAGUUCACUGCACCAGAGCCCUCGCAUUAAAGAGCUUGCGAGCCUAGGCAGUUUUUUCGCCCUCAGUUCAAGCAGUUAUAAUUAUAGCACCCCGAGAGCAGGUAUGACAUUGCAAAUUAUAGCUUACUAAACACCUAAAUUUUGAGAUUUUAUUUUGAAAAAAUCCACAAAAAUUUAAAUAGUAAUCUUUUCGACAAAUAACACAGCAAAACACCUGAAUUUUGACAUUAUAUUUUGCAAUAAUCCACAAAAUUAGAACUAGUGAGUUUUUCGAUGGAUACCACUGCAAAAUAUAUAAUUUAUGAAAAAAUAAAGAUUAUCUCAAAUACUACAGUAGAACGUCGAUUAUCCGGGGGCGGAUUAAUCGGCGGGCGGCUUAACCGUGCGCAUAAAUGUGACAGCUGUUCAAACGUACAGCGAACAUUUGUUGCGAUAGUCAUGUGGGCAACCAGUUUUUUGUGCAGCUCUGUAGUGUCUAGUGGUGUUUUCGAAAUUUAUUUUUGUUCAUGAACAGUGGUUAAACCUAUAGUUAUUGAUUAAAAUAAUAUUCUACUAACGAUUUAUUGAUUGAUUCAAGAUGAAUUCAUCAUAAAACUAGUGAAUUUCAUAUUUUUCAUAUGAAUUUGACAUUUCUUGGACCAUUAUCCGUGCAAAUCGAUUAACCGGCAACCGCCCGGUCCCGAGCUGCCCGGAUAAUCGACGUUUCACUGUAUAAGAUUUCCAACAGAUGAUACCACUCGCAACCCUUGCAAUGUUUAACGGGUAGAGGCAGUGUAGCACCUGCUAGUUUUUAUCCACCUUGGUUUAGCGGGAGGAUUAAAAAUUAUACUGUCAAAUAAUAUAGCUGGUAGUGCCUCUACUGUAAUUUAUUUAUGUUUGAAUUAAAAAUUUGUAUGAAUAAUUUGUUGUUUAAUAAGCAUUAAUACAAGCAGAUAAAAGCGGAUAUUCUUCUCUAAGGCUCAACUAACUGCCUGCGUUCGUGUUCUUUAGCCACCUGUACGGAUACGGCCGCCGUUAUCAGCUGUCAUCGACGGUCUAUAUCGUAGCGGCCAAGGUCUCUACACCAGAAAACUGCCUUACGCAUAAGAAAACGUGGUCCACGAAAUCGUAUAAGAGCCGCUAGAGAACGACAUAAUAGAACCCUCGGUAUCGGCAUAUAACAGUCCAAUCGUGCUAGUUAAGAAAAAAGAUGGCAAGUGGCGUAUGGCUAUUGACUAUAGAGCGCUAAACCAGAAGACGGUAAAAGAUCAAUACCCACCACCGGAAAUAGAUAGAUGCUUAAAUACGUUAGAAGGCGCAAAAGUAUUCAUUAGUUUAGACCUGUAUUCGGGUUAUUAUCAGGUUCCUGUAGCAGAAUCUAGCAGGGAAAGGACGGCGUUCUUUACGCCUGAUGGACAUUUCCACUUCAAAAAAAUGCCGUUUGGACUAGUAAAUAGUGGAGCAGUGUUCCAACGUGCUAUAGAUAAGAUGAUCAAGGGCUUGAAGCAAAAAAAUGUAGUAGCGUAUGUGGACGACAUAUUAAUAGGAGCUAAGACCGAGCAAGAGGCAAUCAAGGUACUGGAAAAUUUAUUAUAGGCAGUUAAAGAACACGGAUUUACAAUUAACCUGAAAAAGAGUAAAUUUUUAAUGUCAAAAGUGGAGUUUCUAGGAGUAGAGUUAUCAAAAGACGGGGUUAAACCAGGAGAAGCUAAAUGCCUAGCGGUUAAGGAAUUUCCAACACCAUGUGAUAGCAAGGAGGUCCAACGAUUCCUAGGCCUGGCGGGCUACUUCAGGAGAUUUUUAGAGAAAUUUAGUAUAAUUGCCAGACCAAUACACAGUUUAACAAAAAAAGGUGUGGAUUUCAAAUGGGGGCGACAAGAAGAGGAAGCGUGUCAAGCGUUAAAGGCGAAGCUUACAGAAAGACACUUAUUAGCGUUUUAUAACAGGAACGCAGACAUUGAGUUACAUACAGACGAAUCGAAGGAAGGUUUAGCUGGGAUACUGUUAAGCAGAAGUGGGGUAAGAUGGCGACCCAUCAGUUUUUUCAGUCGGAAAACGACAGAGUCAGAGAGCAGUUACCACAGCUACGAUUUGGAAAUACUAGCAGUGGUAGCCAGUAUAGAACGAUUCCGACAAUAUCUGCUAGGCCGUCCAUUUGUGGUAAAAACGGAUUGUAGCGCUAUUGCGUCCAGCAACAAAGCUCUUUAUUUCGCGAAAUAAAAGUUGAAACUUCAGUUUUCUUAAUUCACUUUAACUGUAUUAAAAAAAUCACUGAACUUGCUUCUCUUGGCGCGAUGGUAGAAAGAGGUCGAUUUUCGUCUUCGUGCCCGUUUUAAAACUUCGCGCAAACCCUAUUGCGGUCAUUCCACUUAACUUGCGCAGGUUCAUCCGUUGCACGCGAAGCUCCUUCGGGAUGAACCAUUCCUACUCUCUCUAUUUUGCCCGUGUUUGCUUCGCCUGUGCUACCUGUCCCUCUCUCUUACUUCACCACAACGCAGCUGUCAAACUAGAACCGCUGUUGAUAAACAACAAGCGCGGUUAAAGAUACCUACACUAAACGCGAGAUGAACCCUAGGAUUGCAAGAUGGUUCUUAAAAAUGAUAUAUGAAUAUGAAUAUGAUUUUGUUAUCGAGCAUAGAGGUGGUAACAAAAUGGCUCACGUAGAUGCACUUAGCAGAGGAGCAGUAGAGCAAGAGAGAGAAGAGACCAUAGUCGCAGAAAAAAUAUUAGCUAUCGACAUAGAUACCGAAGACUUCUUAGCAACCAUGCAGCAACAGGAUGAUAAACUAGCAGGAAUAUUGAAAACAUUACAAAAACCUGCGACAACCAAUGCUGAAAAACAGAUACGACAAUUAUAAUAUAGAAGGGCAUAGAUUAAUGCGGAAGGUAGCACGAGCGAAUAAGUGGGUCGUACCAGUUAGGGUGCAAUGGAGGAUAGUGAGAGCAUUUCAUGACGAAAUGGGUCAUUUUGGAACCGAUCGGGUUUUGGAAAGUUUACGGGAAAAGUUUUAGUUUCCUAAGAUGAGAAAGUACGUAGAGGGAUACAUGGAAGCGUGUCCAAAUUGCGCAUACAAUAAAAAAAAGACUGGACGGCCAGAAGGCUACAUGCACCCGAUACCUAAGGAACCGAUACCAUUCCAUACGUUACACAUAGACCAUUUAGGGCCAUUUGUAAAAUCAGCAAGAGGGAACCAGUAUAUAUUAGCCAUGGUGUGCGGAUUCUCAAAGUUUGUAAUACUCAAAGCAGUAAGCUCGACCAAAACAGCACCGGUAAUACGAUUCUUAGAAGAGGUGUCAGCAAUAUUCGGAACACCAAGUAGAAUUAUUACGGACCGGGGCACAGCAUUUACAUCUAAAACGUUUGAGGAGUAUUGUGAAGCAAAUAAUAGCCAAAACAUUCGGGUAGCAGUAGGAUCUCCACGAGCAAACGGGCAGGUAGAACGGUACAACAGAACUAUACUGACGGCUCUCCGGUGCAUGGUAGAAGAAGAAAAUCGAAGAUGGGAUGAGAAAUUAUCGCAAAUACAAUGGGCGGUAAAUAAUAGCAGAAGCGCCACUACAAAACAGAGCCCAAGUAGCUUGGUGUUAUCGUACCACCCCAGGGAUAUGCAUCGUAAUAUCAUAGCUUUAGUUCUCCACGACGAGGACGAUAAUAAAAUACAAAACAUAGAAGAGAGAAAACUUAAAGCCGUGGAGGAGAUAGACAGAGAACAACAAAAGCAAAAAAUAGGUUUCGACAAACGGCGAGGGGCACCCAGCAGGUACAAUGUAGGUGAUAUGGUGUUGGUAGAGAGGGAUAUAUUGGCCACGGGCGAGAGCCGUAAACUAGAGACACGAUACAAAGGACCCUAUUGGGUAGUGGCAGUGCUAGCUAACGACAGAUAUGUUAUCGAGGACAUACCAGGAGACAAAGGACAUAACCAGUGCUGCAAAAUGUCAUAAGUAUCACGAGAUUUUCACCAACGAAAACAAUGAACAUAUCCGUGGUAGCUUGAUGCUCAUUGCUGAUACUCUAUGAAAGUGCAUCAUGACAUGCCGAACAUGACAUGCGAGUGCUUGAGUUAAACGCGAUACUCUGACUGACAAGCUUAGCUUAAUGCCGGCGCAAGUAUAAUCGUGAUUUUUUUUCUGUGAACAGUGCUGCCAAAUGCCACUGUUUCAGUCAUCAACACUCAUGAUGUACACAACUGAGAUGAUCAGUGACUAUACUCAAACAGUUGGAGAAUCAAUCACAUGCUUGGUGACAUUUAGUUUAGCACCCAACUUUUGGUCACUCACUUGGUCACGACAUUGUUGUCGGCGAUAAUCACGACAUUCUUGGAAUAUACUCGGCGCGUGGGCUCUAGCAACCAAAUGAGCAUGCUUUCUCCCUCUAUCUGUUUUGACUACCUGUCGGGUCAAACAGAGCGAGAAAACAUGCUCAUUUUGUUUCUUCGAACCACUCGCACGCACCGCAUAUCUCCCGUGAUAAUCGCGAUGAUCACCGACUGAAAAUGACGCGACCGAGUGACUGACCAAGAGUUGGUUGCACACAAUGUCACCAAGCAUGUGAUGGUCGCACCAACUAUUUGAGGCUUGCCUCUGAUCAUUACAGUAGAGCUUGUGACGAUGAGAUGAUUUUGUUGCGGUCGGAAUUUGUCAUGACUAUGUCAGUGACAUUUUGCAAAACUGAUCACAGCAAAAAAAGUCGUGACGUAGUGAUUGGCGAAGCGAUGGUCACAAACAUGUCAUGAGCAUGUUUUGGUCACACCAACCGUUCUGAGUAUCAUCUCUGAUUAUCACAAUUGAGUACGUGACGCUGAUAUAGAUUUUGUUUCAGUCAGAUUUUUUUGUGACAUUGACAGUGACAUUUUGCAGCACUGGACACAACUACCAUUGCAGACCACGUAUGCGGUGGAUAGACUGAAAAAAUGGAGAAGUGUUCAAGAUUUAGAAUUCGAGGGAAGUGUAGGACAGGAAAACGGCACAAAGAAGCAUACGCGGAAGAAAAAGAUAAUAAUAAAUAAAUAAAGUACCGUUACAAUUGUUUGUGGCGUAAGGACUCUGACCUAUCUACAGUUACCUUCUUAUCAUUUAAAGUGCUAAUACCAGCAUCGCUCCGUACUAAAGCACUGAAUCCAGCAACUUGGCCAAGUGGCCUUCCGAUCCAGGAAUUUGUCGAUCGAAAAAACUCCAAAGCUCUACCGAGUUUUGUUAUGCCUUCACAAACAAAUUACACACCUGUUACCGGUAUGCCAAUCAUGGACGAACAACCUCCAGAAUGCCUGAACACAACUUUGAUCUACCCGGUACUAGAAUUAAACAACCUAAUGAAUGUUGUGGUGUUAAAUAUUCCGCGACUCAGUGCUAUGCACAACUACCAUUUCAUUUCGUUCCACAUUCAACUGUAUCGACGCACGCAGAGACCACUAUUGUAAACUGUUGUGAGCUAACCUGGACCGGAUGGAUUGCUACUAGUAACUCACCGUUGGCGCGUGAGUGAUCAUCGGUUGAUGUGUGCGUGCAAUCCAUCCGGGUCAUCGUUUGCGCGGUCAACGGGGUCGACCGGCGAACACGCCGGCACUUGGCAACUGGCAAUAUAGGAUAGCGCACGGAACGGGAACGGCGGGAAACAGUCUUAGUUUAUUUUACGUUAGAACGUCUUUUAUGUUAAUACAGUUUUAUGUUCGUUUAUGUUACAAACGCGUGUACCUCUCUGAGUAAUAAUAGCAUAGAAAGAAAGGAACAUAACAGUGGCGACGAGGAGUAAAAAAAAAACAGAAAAAGGCUUGUGAUUAGUUGUGUGCGAAUUUAGUGCUGUUCAUAAAAAAAAAUUACGCGACCGCGAGCAAAGCGUAGAAGGAUGAACACCGGCGAAAAUGGUGCACCGGACUUCUCUAUGGAAGUGGACCAGAGAAGAGCAUCUCUGCUGCGUGCGAGUGCGUUUGCCCCGUCGCAGCAUCUUUUGCCGCCCACCAGCGAAGGGCAAGCGUCGAUGGUGCAACCGCCAUCGCAGAAUGCAGCUUCGCAGCCAUCGCCAGCCGCAGUUCCAGCGCCCACCACCGAUUCGGCGAUGAUGAUGCAGAUGAUGCAGCUAAUGCAACAGCAGAUGCAGCAGCUGCAGAAACAGAUAGAGCAGCAGCAGCAGCUCAUUUCGCGUAUGCUGCAACAGCCACAGUCACUAUCACAGCCGAGCCAGACUGUUCCCUCACAGGCCGUUGCCCCCGGCAAUCCCGAACUCAUCAUGGAAGCGUUGUCGGGCAGCAUCAUGGAAUUCCGCUAUGAGGCGGAGUCGGAUAUCACCUUUGCUACGUGGUUUGCCCGAUAUGAGGAUCUUUUCGCGCAAGAUGCCUCUCGUCUUGAUGAUGCAGCGAAAGUGCGCUUGCUGGUACGCAAGCUGGGCCCUGCAGAAUACGCGCGCUACGCCAGCUUCAUACUGCCAAGUGUCCCUCGUGAUGUGCCGUUUGAUGAAACGGUUAAGAAGCUGACCGCUCUAUUUCUCUCUAACCCUCGUGAGCAAGCGAUAUAAAUGCUUGCAGCUGAUUAAAUCACGCAAUGAAGACCUGUUGUCGUUUGUCUGCCGCGUUAACCGCUCUUGUGUUAAUUUUCAGCUGUCGGCGAUGAGCGAAGAGCAGUUCAAGUGCUUGAUACUGGUGUGCGGCUUGAAGGACGAUGCCGAUGCAGACGUGAGGACGAGAUUGCUCUCCCACAUCGAGGAGAGAGCCGAUGUCACGUUGGAGCAACUCUCCGCUGAGUGUGAGCGAAUCUCCAGUCUAAAGGUGGACAGCGCCAUGAUCGCUACUCAGGCGGAGGAGAAAGUCCUAGCGAUACACAGUGCAAGUAGAAGUAAAGUGCAGCAACAGAAACAACAAACACAGGUGCGUAGAUUUCAGCAAGGGCAGCAGAAUCAGCAGCCGAAGAAUUUCGAGGGAACAAGCAAGCCGCCCAGAUCUUGUUGGUUGUGUGGCGAUCCACACUGGGCCAGGGAGUGCCCGUAUGCCCUACACAAGUGUUGUGAUUGCGGAAGAACGGGCCACCGCGAAGGAUUUUGUAACCAGCGGAAGAAGUGGUGGCCAAAGAAGAGAAAGUUCAACAAGUGGAACAAAAAUACACCGGUGGACACACGUACAGUUACCGUGAAUGUACACAGCGUGCGCCAUGCAAGAAAAUUUGUUAAUGUUUUGAUCAAUCGCUACAGGGUUCGCCUACAGCUAGACACCGGCUCCGAUAUAACUGUCAUUGGACGAAAAAUUUGGCAGCAGCUUGAUGAGCCAACAUUGAGACCGGUAGAAGUCCAUGCGAGAACAGCGUCUGGUUCUCACCUUCAGCUGGAUGGUGAAUUCUGUGCUCAGGUAACGAUUGGGGACAUAGCGAGGGUUGCCGUAAUACGGGUAAUAGCUUCUGAUUUGCAGCUUCUGGGAGCCGAUUUAAUAGAGCUAUUUGAGCUUGGUUCUGUACCGAUGGAUCAUUUCUGUAAUAGAAUCGAAGCUGAAUCUGGAAAAUGGGAGAGCCGAUUCCCCGAGGUGUUUAGCGGCACUGGACUGUGCACCAAGGCAAACAUCCAGAUAAAGCUAAAAGAAAAUCACCGUUCGGUGUUUUGCCCGAAGCGCCCUGUGGCAUAUGCGAUGCAAGCAACGGUGGAUAAAGAGCUCGAUCGCUUGCAAGGCUUAGGUAUGAUUACCCCAGUCAACUAUUCGGACUGGGCAGCCCCAAUCGUAGUGGUGCGGAAGAAAAAUGGCAGAAAAAGAAUAUGCGGAGAUUAUUCGACUGGCCUGAACGCUGCUCUCCAGUCAUAUGAGUAUCCACUCCCACUGCCAGACGAUAUAUUUGCAAGAUUGGCACAAUGCAAAUUUUUCAGCAAGACAGAUUUGUCCGAUGCAUUUCUGCAAGUCGAGAUAAACGAGCAAUAUCAUCCUCUUCUAACUAUUAACACGCAUCGCGGAUUGUAUCACUAUAAUCGUUUACCGCCAGGCAUAAAGAUCGCCCCAGCCGCGUUUCAACAACUAAUCGAUGCAAUGCUCGCUGGAUUGAAAUGUACUUCUGGGUACAUGGAUGAUGUAGUUGUUGGCGGAAGAACAGAACGCGAGCAUGAUGAGAACCUCCUCAAUCUUUUCCGUCGUAUAAAGUACUACGGAUUUACAAUCCGUGCGGAAAAAUGCUCAUUUAAAAUGAUGCAGAUUGAGUACCUGGGCUUUGUGAUCGAUAGACAGGGUCUUAGGCCAAACCCAGCGAAGGUCGACGUUAUACGCAAAAUGCCAGCACCAACAAACGUGAGCGAAGUUCGGUCCUUUUUAGGAGCCGUGAACUAUUAUGGUCGGUUUCGUAGUACAGUCGUCAACUCGUACGAUUUAACAAAAUGCCCGUCAUGGGUUCAAUCCCCAAAUAGACCGUGCCGCCAUACGUAGGACUGACUAUCCUGCUAUGGGGGGAAUCAAUUAGUCAUUGAAAGCCAAGCCCACAAGUGGGUAGAGGCAGGCCUUGACCGACAUCGGUUGUUGAGCCAAAGAAGAAAGAAAGAAGAAAAAAGAACUAUUAUGGUAAAUUCCUACCGAAGAUGCGAGAGCUCCGAUACCCGCUGGAUGAACUACUGAAGAACGACAGAAAUUUUGUAUGGACGCACAAGUGUGAGCAAUCUUUCAAAAGGUUUAAGGAGCUGUUAUCGUCUGAUUUGCUGCUCACGCAUUACGACCCAAAUGCGGAAAUAGUUGUGUCUGCAGAUGCUUCGUCGAUAGGUCUAGGCGCGACGAUUAGCCAUCGUUUUAUGGAUGGCUCCCUGAAAGUCGUGCAGCAUGCAUCGAGAGCCCUCACGAAGGCCGAAGCCAACUACAGUCAGAUCGACCGCGAAGGAUUGACCAUUAUCUUUGCUGUGAAGAAAUUUCACAAGAUGCUGUUUGGGCGCCAUUUUCGACUACAGACCGACCAUCGACCUUUGCUACGGAUUUUUGGGUCUAGCAAAGGUAUUCCGGUGUACACAGCCAACAGAUUGCAGCGAUUUGCAUUGCAGUUGCAAAUGUACGAUUUCAGCAUCGAGUAUGUGCAGACCGAGAAGUUUGGCAAUGCGGACGUGCUUUCGAGACUGAUUAAUGAGCACGCAAAACCGGAUCCGGAAUACAUUAUCGCAAGCGCUGAGUUGGAAGAUGACGUAAGAUACGUAGCAUUAAAUUCUAUUAAUAUAUUUCCACUCAAUUUUAGUGACGUUGCGAAGGCUACGGCAUCCGAUCCGGUGCUGCAACAAGUUUACAAGUACAUCAUGGAUGGGUGGCCCCAAAACAUCACCUACGCUACAGAAUUGGCUUGCUUCUACCACAGAGGCGAGGCCCUCACCACGGUCCGAGGUUGCAUUCUGUUCGGGGAAAGGGUGGUAAUCCCAACCAAACUUCAGCAGCGAUGCCUAAAACAGCUGCAUAAAGGGCACCCAGGAAUCCAGAGGAUGAAAUCCAUAGCUCGGAGUUAUAUCUAUUGGCCGUCAAUAGACGGAGAUGUAGUAGACUAUGUUAAAACAUGCCAUGCUUGCGCGAUAGCGUCAAAGUCCUCGCCACGCGAGAUACCGAUGUCCUGGCCGAGGACAAAGAAGCCGUGGCAGCGCAUUCACAUCGAUUUCGCCGGGCCGAUCGAAGGUGAUUACUUUUUGAUAGCGGUAGAUGCGCACACGAAGUGGCCAGAAGUGGUAAAAAUGCGAACAACAACAACCAGAGCAACCAUCGCAGUACUAAGAAGCAUUUUCGCGAGAUUCGGAUACCCAGAAACACUGGUCAGCGAUAAUGGGCCGCAAUUCGUCAGUGCUGAAUUUUCAGCGUAUUGCAGCAGUCGUGGUAUUCAGCACAUCACAACGGCGCCAUUUCAUCCCCAGUCAAACGGGCAGGCCGAGCGCUUCGUAGACACUUUCAAGAGGUCAACAAGGAAGAUUGAGGAAGGCGGAGCAACUCGUGAGGAAGCUCUUGACAUAUUUUUAGAAACCUACCGUACGACUCCCAAUCCGGCGCUAGAGAAUAAACAAUCGCCAGCGGAAGGUAUGCUUGGGCGAAAAGUUCGAACGGCUCUGGAACUGCUAAAACCUCCUCUUGCGGCACGAGAUGAACCGGCAGUUUUAGUUCAUAAACGUUUUCAGCGUGGUGACCGCGUUUAUGCAAAGCUGUUUGUGCGGAACUCGUGGAAAUGGGUGUCUGCACGAGUAAAACGGGAGCUGGGCAGCGUAAUGUACGAAGUGGAGACGGGUGAUUUUCGGGUACAUCGUCGACACGUAAACCAGCUACGUAGGCGUGAUUCACUUAGCGUGUGUGAAUCAAGCAAUGAUUCUGAAGAGCCAAGUCGUUUACCGCUAGACAUUUUAAUGGGCAGAGCAACAGCGGAAACGGUUGUUACACCAACGUAGCAGCAAAGCAACACAUCCCCUGCACAGCCGUCCCUGAGUCCAGUCCCUUUGGCAGUCCAAAGACGUCAGCAGCCGAUACGAUCGCCACGCCGAUCUUCUAGAGAUAGAAGGCUCCCGCGUCGGUUCGAAGGGUAUCGUCUUUAUUAAACAGGGGGAGAUGUUGUGAGCUAACCUGGACCGGAUGGAUUGCUACUAGUAACUCACCGUUGGCGCGUGAGUGAUCAUCGGUUGAUGUGUGCGUGCAAUCCAUCCGGGUCAUCGUUUGCGCGGUCAACGGGGUCGACCGGCGAACACGCCGGCACUUGGCAACUGGCAAUAUAGGAUAGCGCACGGAACGGGAACGGCGGGAAACAGUCUUAGUUUAUUUUACGUUAGAACGUCUUUUAUGUUAAUACAGUUUUAUGUUCGUUUAUGUUACAAACGCGUGUACCUCUCUGAGUAAUAAUAGCAUAGAAAGAAAGGAACAUAACAUAAACAAUGGUCAAACACUAAACCCGCAUAAUAAGGACCACCAUAUAUUACCAAAACACAACUAUAUUACCACAUUCAACUGUAUCGACACGCGCAGAGACCACUAUUGUAAACAAUGGUCAAACACUAAACCCGCAUAAUAAGGACCUUACCAUAUAUUACCGAAACGUUCAUGGACUACGCACUAAACUUGAGGAUGUUUACAUUGCUUCUAGUGAGCUUGAUCAUGAUAUAAUUGUUCUCACAGAAACAUGGCUUGAAUACUAUCGCAGCAGGUAAUCUGUGACAAAUACGCUAUCUAUAGAAGCGAUAGAAAUGCUAAUAAUAGUGUCAGACAGAUUGGUGGUGGUGUCCUGAUCGCUGUUUCCAAACGUCUCAAAUGCCUUCCUGUGCACACCAAUAUAACGUGUAUUGAACACUGCUGGGUUAAAAUCCUAUUGCCUUCAAGUUAAAUAUUUGUCAAUUAUGACUGCUU